This is a messenger RNA of Sorghum bicolor (sorghum), 603 nucleotides long. RefSeq lists its product as uncharacterized. The transcript has a single exon. NCBI's taxonomy places the organism in Eukaryota, Viridiplantae, Streptophyta, Magnoliopsida, Poales, Poaceae. The record is from RefSeq and is a predicted model, not a curated record. Bases 136 to 360 code for a protein of 74 amino acids.
GACACAUGUGACAAGCCUCAUCUCACCCGUGCAGGACAGUGAGUAGUUUUGCUUCCCUUCUUCGGCUUCGCAUCCAUCCAUCAGAAUCCACACUUUCAGCAGCAGCCAGCAGCAAAGAAAGCAGAAGCGCUAGCGAUGGCGUUCGUGCCGGUGUGCGUGCAGUGCGGGACGCGGAGCAACCCGUGCCGGUGCAAGGUGGUCGGACCGACGCUGGGGUUCGCGGCGUUCGUGGUGGCCGGGGUCAUCGAGUGGCCGCUGGGGGCAGCAGUGUACCUGUUCCGCCACCGCAAGGGACGCCGCAUCAUGGCGCACCCGGCCACCGUCGUGUACCCGCGCGUCACCAGCGCCAUCUCAAUCUAGUCUAGCUAAUUAAUCGCCCGAUCCAUCCUGUUUCAUGUCGUCCCUUCCUUUUCUCCAGGAUCCUAAUUUGUGAAAUCCUUUUACUCAGCCCUCUUUCUCAAUAAGAUGAGUCGCAAGAGUGUGGUUUCAGUUUGUAUACAUUUGUACUCCGCUUGUAAGCAUCGCCGUCAAUGUACGUAAUACUCUGUAUCUCUUCAAUCCUAUCUGAGUUAACUUCUAGUUAUAAGAUUCAUGGAGCAUGUU